Salvelinus sp. IW2-2015 is the source of this 1607-nucleotide messenger RNA. It is a transcript of the gene slc30a4, whose product is annotated as solute carrier family 30 member 4. The record is from RefSeq and is a predicted model, not a curated record. Lineage: Eukaryota; Metazoa; Chordata; Actinopteri; Salmoniformes; Salmonidae. Gene Ontology annotation, molecular function: zinc ion transmembrane transporter activity. Gene Ontology annotation, biological process: response to zinc ion; zinc ion transmembrane transport. Gene Ontology annotation, cellular component: plasma membrane.
UUAACAGCUACUGACCUGUCAACUGGAGUUAACGAUGUCCGGUGGUGCGAGCUUCAUGAGCAAGGUGCGGUCCGCCUUUAGGAAGGAGCCUGAGGACUGGGACCUGAGCGACACGGCGCCGUUUGACCUCUCUGGGGACGAGCUCGCGGAGGAUGAGGCGCCCAAGUUCAACAAACUCAAAGUGGUGGUUUCCGGUGAUAUGGAGGACUACGCAGCAGGGGCACCGUCGAACGGCGUCGCGGUGAACACAGUGGUGGUGGAUGAUGACGAUUCGCUGCUCGACUCGUCCUCGGGGAGCUUGGGGAGCCCCGGUGUCAACAUGGACCGGUCGCAGUGUGAGAGCUGCACGAGGAAGAGAGAGGGGGUUAAACGGAGGAGAGUGAUGAAGAAGUUGGRGUGCGCCUCUGUGUUGUAUUUCCUCUUCAUGAUUGGAGAACUGAUAGGUGGUUAUGUAGCUAACAGUCUGGCCAUAAUGACUGAUGCUCUCCACAUGUUAACUGACCUGAUUGGGAUAGUGGUGUCUCUGCUGGCRCUGUGGCUGUCUGCUAAACCACCCACCAACAGAUUCACCUUCGGACUGCAUCGCCUAGAGGUGGUAUCAGCCGGUAUCAGUGUGUUACUCAUCUACAUCCUAACGGGGGUGUUGUUGAACGAGGCGGUGCAGAGAACUGUCAGUCAGGACUUUGAAAUCAACGGAGAUGCCAUGCUCAUCACUGCAGCUGUGGGGGUCGCUGUCAACCUAGUUAUGGGUUUCCUCCUGAACCAGAGUAACGGUCACCUCCACUCCCACGGGGUCAUGGUCACCACACGGUGUUCCCCUCCACCCUCACAUGGCCACAGCCACGUGGCCCCCAGCCCAGGGUCCCCAGGCAGCCUGGCAGUCAGGGCAGCCUUCAUCCAUGCACUGGGAGACCUGGUCCAGAGUAUAGGGGUCCUCAUAGCUGCCUACAUCGUACGCUUCAAGCCAGAGUACAAGCUGGCGGACCCCAUCUGUACCUACAUCUUCUCUAUCCUGGUGCUGUUCACAACGAUACGCAUCACGGACACGGGAGUCAUCGUCCUCGAGGGGGCACCCAGGCAUGUGGACGUUCAGCGAAUCAGAGAAGACCUUCUGAAGUUGGAGGACGUCCAAUCAGUUGACGAGCUCAACGUGUGGGCAUUAACCGYUGACAAGACCUCCGCCCUCGCACACCUGCUGCUCUCGCCCUCUAGUGCCAGUGCGUGGGAGGACGUGCAGGCCAAGGCCAGACACCUGUUGAUCCACACCUACGGCCUGACCAGGUGCACCGUGCAGGUCCAGACACACAGAAACAGGGCUACACGCACCUGUACACACUGCCGAGAGUCCACCGCAUAGCCUGAAUAAAACACACACAGUCUGAGGACGUUAAACCAGACUGGUGCCAAAGCGGUGUGAAUUGAUCUGGUCUAUGCCAUCGCCAGGAUAUUCGGACUGACAGUCAGAUGCACAUUUUAUUUUUAAAGGACAGCUGAUUCCUCCUGGGCUGUUGACCUGCUUGCAAAGCUUUCUGAAGAGGGGUUGAAAAUCUUAACUUCUCAACAAAACAAAAGAUCUAUAAUCACCAUUAAAGCCUGUAAAUGUUUAA